Molecule: messenger RNA, 5199 nt
Organism: Labrus mixtus (cuckoo wrasse)
Lineage: Eukaryota; Metazoa; Chordata; Actinopteri; Labriformes; Labridae
Product: voltage-dependent T-type calcium channel subunit alpha-1I-like
Exons: 22
Coding region: 1-3996 (1331 amino acids)
Biological process (GO): calcium ion transmembrane transport; membrane depolarization during action potential; positive regulation of calcium ion-dependent exocytosis
Cellular component (GO): neuron projection; plasma membrane; voltage-gated sodium channel complex
Molecular function (GO): low voltage-gated calcium channel activity; voltage-gated sodium channel activity
Source: RefSeq, a predicted model, not a curated record
AUGGUCGCAGUUCCAACUACCACAACUGGGGGCGCCCUGUCAAGCUCUAACAGCUUGGGUCGGAGGAGCUAUGGGUUCGGUGGUGCUCCUCUGGUGGGAGGCAGCCUUCGUAUUCAAAGCACUCGCUCCCCCCACUCCUACGCCUAUGCUGCCGAGCAGGAGUCCCUUCUCUCCCACCCACCUCACUCCCAUCAUCCUCUCCCUCCUCAUCAUCCUCCCCCACCGCCGCUCUUCCUUUCCAGGCACUUAUAUGGAAGGAGGGAUCGACGGGCUCUUUCCCUGGAGCUCCCGGAGCUGCUCCGGGCAGGAGGACAGCCCUCUGGUCUGCCCCCUGUCCACCUAGAACCUGGGAGGAGGAGUGGGUCAGGGGCAGGGGGAUCCAUCACUGGGGGGUCUGGUGCUGGUAGUGGAUUUGGAACGGACCACCGUGACUGUAACGGCAAGACACCUUUUCCAAACACUCACUUGAUAGCUGAAGUAUACCCUCAAGUGAACCCACGCAAGGACAGAACAGAUCUUGAUGAGGAGACAGAUUAUAGUUUGUGUUUCCGUAUCCAGAAGAUGAUGGAGGUGUACAAGCCUGACUGGUGUGAGACCAGAGAGGGGUGGUCUAUCUACCUGUUCUCUCCUCAGAACAAGUUCAGACAGCUCUGCCAGUCCAUCAUUGCCCAUAAGCUCUUUGACUACGUGGUCCUGGCCUUUAUCUUUCUCAACUGCAUCACGGUGGCUCUGGAGAGGCCCAGAAUACUGCAGGGCAGUCUGGAAAGGGUGUUUCUCACGAUUUCCAACUACAUCUUUACUGCAAUCUUCGUGGCCGAGAUGACAGUCAAGGUUGUGUCCAUGGGUCUGUACCUUGGGGAGAAAGCCUAUCUUAGGAGCAGCUGGAACAUCCUUGAUGGAUUCCUCGUAUUCGUGUCCUUGAUUGACAUUGUGGUGUCGAUGGCGGGCGGGGCUAAGAUCCUGGGGGUUCUCCGUGUUCUCAGGUUACUCAGGACGCUACGUCCCCUCAGGGUGAUCAGCAGGGCUCCAGGGCUCAAGCUGGUAGUAGAGACCCUCAUCACGUCGCUCAAGCCCAUUGGCAACAUCGUCCUCAUCUGCUGUGCCUUCUUCAUCAUCUUUGGCAUUCUAGGUGUUCAGCUCUUCAAAGGGAAGUUCUUCUACUGUGUGGGAUUCGAUGUGAAGAACAUCACUAACAAAUCCGACUGUCUGGCUGCCAACUAUCGAUGGGUUCACCACAAAUACAACUUUGACAACCUUGGACAGGCUCUCAUGUCUCUGUUUGUGCUGGCCUCAAAAGAUGGCUGGGUCAACAUUAUGUACCAUGGCUUGGAUGCAGUGGGGAUAGACCAGCAGCCAACAACCAACAACAACCCCUGGAUGCUGCUUUACUUCAUAUCCUUCCUCCUCAUCGUCAGCUUCUUUGUGCUCAACAUGUUUGUGGGCGUUGUGGUGGAGAACUUCCACAAGUGUCGCCAGCAUCAGGAGGUGGAGGAGGCCAGGCGUCGAGAGGAGAAACGCCAGCGACGCAUGGAGAAGAAGAGGAGAAAGGCCCAAAAGCUGCCAUACUAUGCAUCCUACGGUCCAGCCCGCCUGGCAAUCCACACUCUGUGUACCAGCCACUACCUGGACCUGGUCAUCACCUUUAUCAUCUGCAUCAAUGUGAUCACCAUGUCCCUGGAGCACUACAGUCAGCCACAGUCCCUGGAGACCGGACUGAAGUACUGCAACUACUUCUUCACAUCCACCUUUGUCAUUGAGGCUACUCUGAAGUUGGUGGCGUUUGGUUUUCGACGCUUCUUCAAGGACAGGUGGAACCAGUUGGACCUUGCCAUUGUGUUGCUGUCAGUGAUGGGUAUCACCCUGGAGGAGAUUGAAAUAAAUGCCUCCCUUCCCAUCAACCCCACCAUCAUCAGGAUCAUGAGGGUCCUCAGGAUAGCACGAGUGCUGAAGUUGUUGAAAAUGGCAACGGGGAUGAGAGCUCUGUUAGACACAGUGGUCCAGGCUCUUCCUCAGGUGGGAAACCUGGGCCUGCUCUUCAUGUUGCUGUUUUUCAUCUAUGCUGCUCUGGGAGUGGAGCUGUUUGGGGAGCUGGUGUGUAACGCUGACUACCCCUGUGAAGGAAUGAGCCGACACGCCACCUUUGAAAACUUUGGGAUGGCCUUCCUCACACUCUUCCAGGUUUCCACUGGGGACAACUGGAACGGCAUCAUGAAGGACACACUGAGGGAGUGCCCACCAGACCGUCCGGGCAGCGACUACGGCUGCCAUGCUGGGCUGCAGUUUAUCUCCCCGUUGUACUUCGUGUCCUUCGUGCUCACGGCUCAGUUUGUCCUGAUAAACGUGGUGGUGGCCGUGCUCAUGAAGCACCUGGACGACUCCAACAAGGAGGCGCAGGAGGACGCCGAGAUGGACGCCGAGAUCGAGAUGGAGCUUGCUCAGGGAGGCCUCUGCUGCAUGAUGGGAGGCAUUGGCGCCAUCGCCGGGGCCACGGGCGGCCCUGUGAGCGGGGCCGGUGUGGGCGGCGGAGCGUCCGGUGCCAUUACAGCGGGGACAGUAGGAGCUGCGGGUGUCGGGUUGAUGGCUCCUCUGCGAGACGGAGGAGGAAGUGCAGCUCAUGAGGGACACACGCACAGGAGAUGUCGGCUCUUCUCUCCAGCUGAGGAGAGCCAGUGGCUUGACAGUGUGUCUCUGCUGAUCAAGGACUCGUUGGAAGGGGACAUGAUUGACAACCUUUCGGGUUCAGUUUUUCAUCAUUACUGCACUCCUCCAGUCUGCAAGGACUGCAAGAGCCACCCACAAGAGAUCCAGUUGGCGGAGGUGGAGCAGGCGUCUCUGAUGUCGGAGCAGCUGUCAGACAAGUCUUCAUCUCUAGCGCUGCCCGAUGACCUCAGCCUGGACGAACACAGCAGCUACCAGCUGCUGGUCAGAGACAGCCAGAGGGGCAGCAGUGACUCCCAUAGUUCAGAGGAGUUGCUAAACCAGGGGGUCUACAGAGGGCUGCAUCCCUCCAGCUCAGGCAGCGAGCUCGGGGUCCAGGAGCUGUGUGAGGUGGGCGUCCAUUCUCGACUGAACACUCCCUCACUGGAGCAGCCAAGUCCGGAGCAUUGCACAGCUAGGGAAGGAGAAGGUUGCAGUGGAGGUGAUGGCGGGUCUUCCGCUGUCUUCCACCUACCAGCAGACUUCUUCCACCCAGCUGCAGCAGCUCAUCCAGGCAGUCCUGAGAAUGGAAUUAGCCCAGGACACAGAGGGCCAUCUAGGUUGGCCUCCCCAGCCUCAUGGGCCUCUCUUCGAUCACCCGGAGCCAACAGCAGGCCCCUGAGCUCUCAGCACCCAUCUCACAGUGACUCCUCCCUGGCCACCGGUAGUUCAGAGGGCAGCUUGCAGACCACUGUAGAGGAAGGGCUUAGCUUUAGCGUCUCCCCACCUCAAGAUCAGGAUCUCCCUGUGCCUCUCCACUGCCCCCUCCCAAGCCAAUCCUUACACCCUCAAGAACAGGCAACAGGAGACCAAGACCACCAUUUACCCAAGAGACGUAGUACUACUUUUAACCUCCAAGCCACCAGGGGGCACCAGAGGAGCCAGAGCAGCUGCGGUGACGGUAGCACCAGCCCUGGCUGCCCCCGGCAGGACUCCAUGGACCCAUCAGAUGAGGAUGUGGGCACAGGGACAGUUGGCGAAGGCUUUCAACAGACCCUCAACAGUGAACACUUGUCAGAAACUCUGAACAGCGUCUCGCUGACAUCACUGCUCACACAGGGCUCCCUGGCUCCCCCACUGGUGAAGAAAUGUAACAGCACAGGCUCACUGAACCAAACAAAUCUAUCUGCCCGAAGUAAAGAUGGAUGCAGCUUUUACGGCAUAAAUUCACACAGUUACUUGUCCAAGCCAUGGACAGAGGGAAGGGCUAGGAGUGAUAAAGAGGACAGUGAUAUCGCAGCCUUCAGCAUGAAAAGCAGCAGUCGGCCAACAGACACAAGCUCCAGGAAAAAUAGAUGAAACACUUGUUGCCUCUCUGUAGUUUAACUCUUAACAAAUUGCAUUACUUGAACCUCAAACAGUAAAGGGAGAGACUUGUAAUACAGUACAUGCCAGAUGAACACAAUUUGGAAAUUCUCACAUUGAAUUUUCUGUUCUAUCUUGAUCCUACUUGGAUAUGGCUGCUUGGGAUCAGUCAUUUCUCAAAAGAUUACAGCUGCCUCUGAGGUCUGACAUCCUAUUUUUCUUCACAGGAUAAUGUGGCUGCUUUUUGAAAGGACUGAAAGAUGAUGACAGGGGCUUAGCCUUUUUAGUGUGACCAGGAUUCAGCCUUGAUGGAUAUGGCAGUUCUGGGCUCUGUAUGUGAGCCAUCCUGAAAUAAAAGAAUAACGAGAGCCAUUAGAGAGAAAGGCCAGAGAAUUACAGCGACUGAUGAACAUUAUUCAGGUUAUGUUAUUUUAAUAGGACUGAAAUUCAAUUUCAGAACUUGCUUGACCCAACGUGCCCUCAACCUUUGUGCUAAAACAGUGUCAUCAACAUUGGACAGAUGGCGAACUCUGAAACUUCUUUUGAAGAAGAGCUGAACUCUGUACAGGUUUUUGUAACAACCAUCGCAAACAGUAGCAUUUCCCAACCUUCUUGCCUGUUUAGCAGAUUUGUUGGAUAACAGAAAAUUGAAAGCUUGUAUAUUUUCUGUGUUCCUUUUCAACUUCAGUGUAUUGAAGUUGUGUGAAUGUAGACACGUUUGUCUCUAUGUGGGAGGGAAUGGUAGACCACGACAACCAAGGAGCCUGGCUAGUCUGAAAAAAUGACAGAGACUUUUCAGAUAGAAGAAUGGUUAUGUUACUGCUGCUGAGAAUACAUGUGGGUCGUUCGUUGUAGCGUUGUCUGCUUUCAAAGUGGACUUUUUGUGCUUUCUACAUACCCAUGAAAGGGCUAAAAAUGUAUUGAGUGCAGACCUGGGCCAAAAGACAAGCAAAUAAUCAUAUUGCUACCAAACAUUAAGCUUAAAAUGUCUCUUGGUACAAGACUUACAAAUAGUUUUCUCUGAAGCCCUCCCAAGUUUUACCAGAGUAGUAGUAUUUCCUACAGGUUUAACAUUGCAGAGUGGAAAAGAAAAAUGAAAACAUUGUUGAAUUCAAUAUGUAAAUAAGUACCUUUCACAUAAAAAAAAUGUGUGAGAAAGUUUAAUAUCAUCCAGUUUUCCCUGAGUUCUUCGAGUUA